Messenger RNA from Meyerozyma guilliermondii ATCC 6260, 723 nucleotides. RefSeq names its product phosphatidylinositol N-acetylglucosaminyltransferase. The record is from RefSeq and is a predicted model, not a curated record. The transcript has a single exon. Bases 1 to 723 code for a protein of 240 amino acids. Gene Ontology annotation, biological process: GPI anchor biosynthetic process. Gene Ontology annotation, cellular component: glycosylphosphatidylinositol-N-acetylglucosaminyltransferase (GPI-GnT) complex. Lineage: Eukaryota; Fungi; Ascomycota; Pichiomycetes; Serinales; Debaryomycetaceae.
AUGUCUUCGCCCAAGGACUACGUGUUGGAGGUGACUCCGAUGCCUCAGGAUUCCGACAGUGGGCUCAUCAAGUUUACCGUAAAGCCUCGGCCCGGACUUUUUCGAUAUAUACAAUUAUCAUUGGCAUCUGCGAUUUCGGUUGCAAUCGUAGCGAUCAUAGCACAUGAAUUUUUCAGCAUGGGAGGAUUCCAGGGGAUCUGGGGCCGCCUGAACUACCCCGAAAGCACAUUUGUAUGGUCAUUGGUGGCACAGAGGUUUCAAAACGUUCCAAUCAACGAACCACGUUUUUUGGUGUUGUUGGGAUUGAUCUUGAUUUUGGCAUUUUUGAUGUGUAAACGACAACCGGAAGACUCCAUGUUGGUGAUUCGAGACGUUGGGAUCCAGUUGGAUUCGGUUCUGGGAUGGCGAUUCACCAAUAAGAGUGACAAGAGCAUGUUCAUUGCCCUGAAAGAUAUCAUUGAUAUCGUAAUAAAUGAGGGCUUUCAUGGUUACGGCCAAGUAAUAUUCUACAUGUGCAUACUAAGACGGUCGCAAAAAGACGAUACAGAAGAAAAACCAUUGCAAAUAGUAUUUCCACAGUUGUUGCCGCGAAAAGAUAUUUUGCUUCAGGUGUGGAAACAAAGUCGCCAGGUGCUCUUUGGAAGUUCGCGCCGGUACUGGCGCCGUGUUCCGGGGCAGGGCCUCCGCGAGUGCAGCAUGGAGGAUCUUACAAAAAACACCUGA